AGUAUGAUUUCACUAUGGUUCAAUAAGAAAAUUAAAUGAAACUGUAUCCGUUCUUGGUUACAAGAGAAUAAAGCGAAGAAAUCAAAUUGAAGGGGCAAAAUCUCUAGCUAAAUGCCGUCGUUAUUCCGCGUAAUCAUCUCCGAGUUCGCGAAGACCUUUCAGACGAUGGUAAGCACCGAGAAACUUCAAGCUUUCGUCGCGAAGACCCACCUUGCUCGUGACCCUUUCUUCGCAACGAAGCUUGUCAGGCUCUAUACCUUAAACGGUGAUCUUCACUCUGCUCGCAAAGUGUUCGAUGAAACUCCCCAGAAAAGUGUUUUCCUUUGGAACUCCAUUAUUCGAGCUUACUCACAAGCUCGUCAAAUGGGUGAUGCAGUUUCGCUGUUCUACGAGAUGCUGGGAUCUGAUACGAUGCCUGAUAACUUCACGUACGCGUGUUUGGUUCGUGGGUUUUCGGAGAGUUUCGAUUCCAAGGGGCUGAGACGUGUUCAUGGCGGCGUGAUUGUUUCCGGUCUUGGAUUCGAUCAUAUUUGCGGCAGUGCAGUUGUGACAGCUUACUCGAAACUCUGUCUUGUUGGUGAAGCAACUAAGGUAUUUCAUUCGAUACCGGACCCAGAUGUCGUUCUUUGGAAUGCAAUGAUUUCUGGUUAUGGAAGCUGCGGAUUCUGGGAUAAAGGAAUCAGUUUGUUUAGUUUGAUGCUGCAUCUUGGAAAAAGACCGGAUUUUUACACCAUGGCAGGCUUGACGGCCGGUUUAUCGAAUUGUGGUUUGUUAAUCAUUGGUCAAUCUGUCCAUGGAUUCUGUUUGAAAGUUAAUCUAGAUUAUGAAGUUCAUGUCGGUAGUGCGCUAGUAAGCAUGUAUUCUAGAUGUAAGUGCAUUGAUUCGGCUUACCGCAUGUUCCUCACUGUCCCCGAGCCGGAUUUGGUUGCAUGGUCUUCCUUGAUAACAGGUUUUUCGAGAUGCAUGAAUCACAAGGAGGCAUUGUUUUGGUUUAGCAAGUUAAACAUGAGUUGUAAGAAGAAGCCUGAUUGUAUAUUAGUGGCUUGUGUAUUAGGGUCCUGUGCAGAAUUAUCAAAUCCAAUGCAGGGGAAAGAGGUACACGGUCAUGUUCUUCGGCAAGGAUUAGAACUGGAUAUAAUGGUUUGCACUUCUCUGAUAGAUUUCUACUCAAAAUGUGGUUCCCUAGAUUCUGCUAUCAAUGUUUUUGCUGGAAUGGCAGAGAAAAAUGUUGUUUCUUUUAAUGCCAUUAUUCUGGGUCUUGGCUUACAUGGAUUUGCCUCCAUUGCAUUUGAAAAGUUUAAGGAUAUGCUCGAGAUGGGAAUACGUCCUGACGAGGGUACUUUCUCGGCUCUCCUGUGUACUUGUUGCCACUCGGGCCUACUGGAUAAAGGCCGUGAGUUCUUGAGGAUAAUGAGAAAUGAGUUCGGUCUUGAGCCUCGGCCAGAGCAUCAUGUUUACAUGGUAAAGCUUCUGGGAAUGGAAGGGAAAUUGGAAGAAGCAUUUGGAUUCGUCUCAUCUUUGCAGGAACCGAUUGAUUCUGGCAUCUGGGGAGCGCUCUUGGCGUGUUGUGAAUCUCAUGGGGAUGCUCAUUUGGCUGAAGUUGUAGCCGAGAAGCUUUUUGAAAGUGAUCCGGAGAAAAGCGCUUAUAAAGUCAUGCUUUCUAAUGUGUACGCGAGACACGGGAGGUGGGAUGAGGUCAAAAUACUGAGAGACGGAAUAUCAGAAAGCAAAGAAGGUAAAGUUCCGGGGAUUAGCUGGGUUUAAUUGCAUGGAAACACAGUGAUCAGUGCACAGAGUCUCCAAAUCUGUGAUUACUUGUGAGAUGCAGCAGAAGAUUCACUUGAUAGUUGCGGAGCAGGCGUUUCCUCCGGAGUUUCCUCAUUCGCAGCCGAUGAUGGCGUUCUAUCAUGGCAUCUCGGGCUCACAGAACGUUUAAGGCCAAGCCUUCGUGGACAAUUUUUCAUGUUCAGCAUUCGUUUCAUGCAUCUGAACUGGUUCGGAUUGCCGAUUGGAAAAACUGCUUCCUUUCCCGGACCAUUUCUCUGCUGAUGAGCUGCAGGAGCAAUGCGAGUACCGGAAAAAGCGCGAAGAAUGGAUAAUCACAAAGUCAUUUAGGGGGUGACUGGUUGCAACGCCACCAACCGCAAACGGAGCAGUUGCGAUUUCUGGCGGUUGGUGGCGGUUGCGAAACUGAUUGGUCAUACCGCAGACAAACGCUACCGCAGGCAAACGCUACCGCAACCAAACUUCAAAAAUCAAAACGCUGGCUUUUGGAUGCGUUUCGGUAGCGUUUCCAUGCGUUUAAAUCAAAUGACCAAAAUAUCCUUGUAACAAUUAAAAAGAAGAAGCUAAAACUCUCUUCAUGCUC
Messenger RNA from Tarenaya hassleriana, 2368 nucleotides. Its product is annotated as putative pentatricopeptide repeat-containing protein At1g64310. Lineage: Eukaryota; Viridiplantae; Streptophyta; Magnoliopsida; Brassicales; Cleomaceae. The record is from RefSeq and is a predicted model, not a curated record. The transcript has a single exon. Bases 112 to 1764 code for a protein of 550 amino acids. Gene Ontology annotation, molecular function: RNA binding; protein binding. Gene Ontology annotation, biological process: RNA modification.